AUGUCUCUCGACCGUUCCAUUCUGGAGUAUCCUGUGCCACUAACGACGCAGACUGAAAUCGCAAAUCGAUUCUGGACCCCUGGGCAUGUACCAGUCGAGUACCUUCGGCUAUACUUCCAGUACUAUGCUGAGCAAUGCCGGAUAGUCUUCCAGUCCCACAAAAUGCGGUUACCUCUAAAACAGCACCAGGACCUUGUUGAAAUCACGACUCAUAUCCUGGGCAAUGCCAGUCGCUCCGAUAUUAAGGAACGACUUAUUGGAAAAUACGACGCCGCUGACGGGACGUUGGACGAUGCGCUGGAUGCCUCCAUAGACCUUGCUGUCCGACUUGUCUUCAUGUUAGAUGUCGGCGAGUUCCCCAAUGCCUUCUCUGGCCGACGAAAGCUGGUUUGGCUGUGCGGCCCAAUCCAGGAGUUCAUGCAGCAGACAUUCCCUGUUCAGCGCAAGCUCAGUCACAGCGGGCUGAAGCUGGGUAGGGAUUUCAACGUUUCCAGCAUGGUUCGGAUUGCGGGCUUCAACAUCGAACUGACUACGAACCUGGCAGACCACCUCCGUCUGCGAGAUGCAGAUAGAACUAUCAUGAUCUUCCACCACGCGUCGUUCCUGAGAAGUCAACAACAAUCAUCAUUCUUUCCCACGCAUUUCAUCGACGAGACUCUAGCGACGCUUGCUCUUCUUUUUCCACAAGGAGACCGGGCCUGCAAGAAGUGGUACAAUAAACAAGACCAGGUCGACGAUCUUGACCACGGUGUGCUCAACUGCGGCUCGGCUCAGAGACGUAUUGAUACAUAUCGUUACUGGCACGACCGGCUGGUGAUGCUGAAAGAGGAAUUCGACGAGUCGCGCCCAUCAACUCUUUCCCAGUGGUGGAACGACCGGCGCGAGGGAACGCAGUGGUAUACGCUCUGGGUAGCCAUUGUCUUGACCCUUCUUUUCGGCCUCAUUCAGUCUAUCGUGGGGGCAAUGCAGCUGUACAAGGCAUAUUAUCCUUGA
Messenger RNA from Aspergillus versicolor CBS 583.65, 993 nucleotides. RefSeq lists its product as uncharacterized. Bases 1 to 993 code for a protein of 330 amino acids. The record is from RefSeq and is a predicted model, not a curated record. The transcript has 2 exons. Lineage: Eukaryota; Fungi; Ascomycota; Eurotiomycetes; Eurotiales; Aspergillaceae.